AGUACAGCCGCACGAGCGGCGAGCGGAGGACCACGCGAUCCACAAAAAAAUGUUUUCUUCUUUUUAGGUAGUGCCCUCCUCUCUUCACUCUGCAAGACUGAAACACUCCGCAGACUGACACGCUUGCAUGGGGGCGGCGGUGGGGAAGGCGGCUCCGGCGAAGGCCCGGCUCGACAUUGCCGAGAACACCAUAUUCCAGCGGAACCGCGGCAUAUGGGACGCGGCGGCCGCCUGCACCAACGAACGCCUCCUCGACGCGGUCGACGAGAUCCUCGACCUGGCGGAGGCCCAGCCUUUCCCCGCGGCGUCCGCGGCCGCCGCCCGCCUCGACAGCGCCCUCCGCGCCGCCAUGUCGCUCAUGAUGGACGAGUUCAUGUGCCUCAGGGUCUGGAACGCCUCCUCCCAUGACCUGCGCCUCGCCGUCGACAGGCUCGCGGUCGGUGCUUCCGCCAACGCCCUGUGGCAGCACACCUUCCCCAGCACCGGCGACAGGAGCAGCUCGGCGAGCACCGUGGGGCGCGCGUCGGCCGGAAGCCCGUCGAGUGCCCCUGGCGACUUGGUCGGCUUCUUGGACGGCGAGUUCUUGGAUGAGCUCCAGCUGCUCUGCCCCGCGAGCCUGCUCGUCCUCCAUGAGAUCGCGCACCGGGUAAUCCGUGCCGGCUACACGAAGGAGCUCGUCCAGAAAUUCACAAAUUCCCCAUGCGAUGUUCUGGACAGGUUCUUGUCGAUUUUUCAGGGGGAAUGCUCGCGGCGGACGACAGUGGAUCUGAUCAAGCGAUGGAGCCUGGCGACUCAUCUCGUCGGGAAGGCCCUCGUCGUCAUGCAGCGGCAGCUGUACACGCACAACUCCCCCGGCGCCUUUGAUGCUCUCAAGGACGAGUACUUCUUGGCCAUCACAAAGAAUCGAAUCUUGAACCUGCUCAAGUUCGCAGACGAUUUCACCAGCAUCACGUCGCACGAGAAGCUCAUUUACAUCCUUGGCAUGUACCAGGCUCUGAGCGAGGCCGCUUCAGGCCUCCUGCUCAUGUUCACCGGGCCGCACAAGGAGCUCGUUGCCGAGAGGUCCGAGGAAAUCCUCGCCAAAUUGGCUAUGUCGAUAAGGUCCAUGGUCGCCAGCCUCAUAGCGAAGGUACGAGACGGUGUCUCGAACACGAAGAACAUCGUCGGCGUCGGCGUCCAUCCGCUGACGAAAUACGCCGUGCUCUGCAUCGUGCGGCUGGCGCCGCACCGCGACACGCUCGACCUGAUCCUCGCGAGCGGCGGGGACGACGUAGCGUCGCUGUCCGAUCUCGCGUCGCGCGUGGUAGGGUCCCUGGAAGAGAAGCCCGUGCUUCCCUGCGAUGACGACGCGACGGCGGCGGCGACCGGUUCGCGGCACCACCUCUUCCACGCCAACAACGCCAACUUCGUGCUGCAAAGCUGCAAGCCUCUGCUCGGGGACGAGUGGGCGGCGGCGCGCGAGAGCAUCGUGGAGCGGCACGUCGCGGGCUACGCCGAGGCUUGCUGGGCACCGGUCGUGGCUUGCUUGGAACCCGCGGGCAGGAAGCCGGCGGCAAAAGUCGUGGCCAAGUUCAGCGCCGCGUUUGACAGAGCGUAUGAGAGUCAGGCGCGCUGCGAGGUCCGCGAUCCCGCGCUCCGCGACGCGUUGCGAAGGGCCGUGUCCGACAAGGUCGUGACUGCUUACGGCGUGUACCUGAAGACGCACCCCAAGCUCGAGAAAAAACUCAGGUACACCGCCGGGGAGCUGGGCGAGCGGCUUUCGGAAUUGUUCGAAGGAGAAGCUGCAGAGCACAACAAAUGAAGGCCGAUUUCAACUUUUUUUUUUCAAACUUUUAAAUUUUUCGUCGCAUCGAACUUUCCUACACACACGAACUUCCAAUUUUUCAGUUACAUUGUUCCAAUUUCUUCAAAUUUCCAAUUUUAGUGUGGAACUAAACACAGCCAAACAACAGACUAUAGUUGUUUACCAUGGAUUCUUUUGUAAUAACACAUGUAAUUUUAGAAAAUAAAGAAGAGUAAGGAAAUUCAUUUGUACCACUGGUUGAA
Messenger RNA from Oryza sativa Japonica Group (Japanese rice), 2046 nucleotides. Its product is annotated as exocyst complex component EXO70A1. Lineage: Eukaryota; Viridiplantae; Streptophyta; Magnoliopsida; Poales; Poaceae. The record is from RefSeq and is a predicted model, not a curated record. Gene Ontology annotation, cellular component: exocyst. Gene Ontology annotation, biological process: exocytosis. Gene Ontology annotation, molecular function: phosphatidylinositol-4,5-bisphosphate binding.